Messenger RNA from Uloborus diversus, 897 nucleotides. RefSeq lists its product as uncharacterized. The transcript is spliced from 4 exons. The record is from RefSeq and is a predicted model, not a curated record. Lineage: Eukaryota; Metazoa; Arthropoda; Arachnida; Araneae; Uloboridae. The coding region runs from base 106 to 897 and encodes 263 amino acids.
AAUGAUCCUUUCUUGAAGUUAAAACCUCCCCUUCCUGCAGUCAUAAAAAUUCACUACCCUCACACUCAUCCUGUGUUGGAAAAGAAAUUUUUGAGAAAAAAUAAAAUGACAAAUGAGAUGAGGAAAAUAUUUUAUGAAUAUUUCAAGCAUGAUAUUGUGGGAAUGAAUGCCAAGAAACUUCACCUCAAGUUAUUGCGAGAAGCAAAUUUCCCAUACAUGGAUGAUCGAUGCAUAAAUCCUCGCUUAGACACAAUAUAUAGACUUCACAGAUUUUGGUUGAAGGAGGUUGCACCUAAAGACAGUAUUGAAGCAGAUCCGGCAUCGGAAAAGGAAGAUGGUAGUUCGCAACUUGAAAACAUAAAAAAAGAAGACUCUUGCCAUGAGGAUUUUGUAAAUCAUAUGAAAGAAACUAUUAUUGGGCUUACCAGCUUUGAUGCAGAACCAAGUGCUGAUAUUUUUGACAUUGAAUCAAUUAAAAGUGAACCAGUUAUGGAUUCAGCUCCCAAAGAUAACCUCUCAAUCAAAAAAGAGCGUACUGAAAGUGAAGAUACUGUUCAAGAUUUUAUUUGCAUUGCCAAUGUUUCCGGCAAUGCCAUAGAAUUGGCAAAUUACAGAGACCAACAAAGAAUAAGUUGUUUAAAUUACAUGAUGAAUCAAUACCGACCAAUCAUGCCGAAACCAGUUCCAGGAGAAACUAAUUCAAAAAUUGAAAUUCCAGCAAAUAACAGAAUUGUUUCCACUCCAAUUAAUCCAAAUAUUCUUCAGAGUACAAAAAUUCUUCAUCAAAAGCCUAUUUUGUUCUCAAAGCAUGGAGUUGUGAAACACAAAUGGAGGGAAGAACUCUCAUCUGUUUUGUGGCUAGAGAUUGUACUAGUAAUACUGGCAGGUGCAGCAUGA